AUGUAUAACCCGGUGAAGACGAUAAAGACGAACACAUUGGGCACCAUUAACAUGCUUGGCUUAGCUAAGCGCGUCAAAGCCACGAUAUUGCUGGCAUCGACAUCGGAGAUUUACGGGGAUCCAGAAGUGCAUCCACAACCCGAAAGCUAUUGGGGACAUGUGAAUACGAUCGGACCACGUAGUUGCUAUGAUGAAGGAAAGAGAGUAGCGGAAUCCUUAAUGGUUGCCUACAAUAAACAGGAACGUGUCCCCAUACGGAUUGCUCGUAUUUUCAAUACAUUUGGGCCACGGAUGCAUAUGAAUGAUGGGCGAGUGGUGUCUAAUUUCAUUAUUCAAGCGUUGCAAGGAAAUCCUAUAACGAUUUAUGGUGAUGGCUCACAGACGCGAUCUUUUCAAUAUGUGGAUGAUUUAGUCGAUGGUUUGAUAUUGCUUAUGAACAGUAACUGUUCGCUACCAGUCAAUAUUGGAAAUCCAGAGGAGUACUCUAUCUCAGACUUUGCGCGUAUUAUAAAAGAUCUAGUCGGAAGUGAAAGCAGUAUAGUUAACAAGAGUUCGCAGGAAGAUGACCCACAGCAAAGAAGACCUGAUAUAUCGAGGGCCGCUAAAGAGUUGAAAUGGCAACCUCAGGUUUCGAUGCGAGAUGGCCUGAUAAAGACAAUAGAAUAUUUCCGUGAUGAAAUUAACGAACAUCGGCGGCUUUCUUCUGCAAACGAUGACUAA
This is a messenger RNA of Cooperia oncophora, 720 nucleotides long. The record is from the annotation of a GenBank genome assembly. Lineage: Eukaryota; Metazoa; Nematoda; Chromadorea; Rhabditida; Trichostrongylidae.